UUGCGCUCUUUGUUCUCUCAACAUUAUCCUCGGUAACUUUCAUAUGUUGAUGAAGCGUCAAUUUCAUAGCUGGUUUCAAUGAACCAAAUCAUUAAUCCAUUGCAACCAUGAUGGAGUUGAUUCUUCCAAGUCAGACAAAAUAUGUCUCAGGACUCACUCUAGAUAGGAGAGUCACAAUUCUAGGGACACCGGAAGCGAAGAUUUUAGCAUGAUGAUUGACCGGCCUCUCUCAUGUACCGACGGACUUCUAUCCGCAUGCACAAUUCGAUGCCCAAUUCAUCAGAUUUCGGGAUAUUAAUGACGUCCAUUUUUUCCGUCACGCGCAUUUUGUAUAGCAUUUUUAAAAUCAUGCUUCUUGUCGACAGAAACUCCUUUGUCUUGAGUAGUUUACAUAAACUGUGGAAGGUAUUUCCCCGGUUACGUUUUUAUGCCUGAUCUUUCCAACUUGCAUGGGAUAUUCUAAAAGCUUCAAGACACUACGACAUGAUGUUUUCGAAAAUCAAAAGAGAUAAGAUGAAUCUUAAAGGAAUUGGUAUUAAGAAGCCCGAGGGAGCGGCAGGUUCCUCUUUUUUUGCUAUCCUUGUGGGCUUAUUUGUUGCAUUCGGUGGAGUACUCUUUGGGUACGUAUCUGCUGCGUCAUAUAGCCAUGAAAAUUAUACUCGGACUAACCAUUAGCCAAAUAGAUAUGAUACUGGAACAAUCGGUGGCAUUAUAACCAUGCGCUACUGGCUUGAUACUUUCUCUACAGGAUAUAUCGAUCCCAAAACUGGUCAACUAGGCAUCACUUCUGGUGAAUCAUCCUUGAUUGUAUCAAUUCUAUCAGCAGGAACACUUUUUGGAGCUCUUUUCGCGGCCCCAGCAGCCGAUUGGACAGGAAGGCGCAUUUCACUUUAUAUUAGUCUAUGCGUGUUUUCCUUUGGGGUCAUUUUGCAGACGGCUUCAGUUGAUAUCCCCUUGUUUGUGUCAGGAAGGUUCUUUGCUGGUUUUGGAGUUGGCAUGGUUUCUAUGCUAGGUAUGCGAAUUCUGUACGUGAUGUGAUUUGAAUGUGCUAACAUAUAAUGUAGUGCCUCUGUAUCAAUCUGGUAAGCUGCGUUGACUAUACAAAGUCAUGUGUGUGAUCUAACUGUGACUAGAAACGGCACCGAAGUGGAUUAGAGGAGCUAUUGGUAGGGAACCCUUGCAUAACAUGAUUCCUUUAUUUAGCCUUUGUUCAUCGCUAACAGAAAUUAGUGGGUGCCUAUCAACUUGCCAUAACAAUUGGAUUGUUACUUGCAGCAGUUAUUGACAACGCUACCAAAGAUCUCGAUAAUACUGGAUCGUACAGAAUUCCAAUAGCUGUUCGUAAGUUAGCACUCUAUGCCCUCUUAAUAGGUAGUCAGAAUGGAGCCCAACAACUAACUAAAUUCGUGCAGAAUUUGCUUGGGUUAUUAUUUUAGGAACAGGGCUUUUAUUUCUCCCCGAAACCCCUCGUUAUCUGAUUAAACGUGGUAGACACGAUAAAGCGGCGGAGUCGCUUGGUCGACUUCGAAGAUUAGAUGUGAACGACCCUCACUUGAUUGCCGAACUUCAGGAAAUCGAGUCUAACUAUAUCCAUGAACAAACUUUGGCUAAGGGAUCUUCAUAUCUACAAUUUUUAAAAUGGCAUACUUUGGGUAAAAGGUGCUCUUCACAUCUUCAACACUAAAGCUCUCUAUUAUAUACUGACAUACUACAGACUUCUGACAGGUUGCUGUCUUCAAGCUCUCCAGCAACUAACUGGUAUUAACUUUAUCUUCUACUACGGUACUUCAUUCUUCGCUGCUUCAGGAAUUAAAGAACCUUUCGUCACAAGUAUGAUAACAUCAUCCGUCAACGUCAUUUCAACAUUACCCGGUCUCUAUCUUGUCGAAGCAUGGGGCCGACGCCGCCUCCUUCUCUUCGGUGCUAUCGGAAUGUUCGUCUGUCAAAUGAUAGUCGCUAGCGUGGGCACCGCCUUCCCAAACGGCGACAACCUAGCCGCGCAAAAAGCCCUCGUGGCAUUCGUAUGCAUCUACAUAUUUUUCUUCGCCAGCAGCUGGGGCCCCGUCGGAUGGAUCAUCCCCGGAGAAAUAUUCCCCCUCCCAGUCCGCGCAAAAGGUAUCUCCAUCACCACGGCCUCGAACUGGCUCUUGAACUGGGCCAUUGCCUAUUCUACCCCUUAUUUGGUUAACCCUGGACCCGGGAAUGCGAAUCUACAGGCUAAGAUCUUCUUUGUGUGGGGUGGAUGCUGUUUGUUGUGUGCGGUGUUUGUUUACUUUUUCAUCUAUGAGACUAAGGGUCUUAGUUUGGAGGAGGUCGAUGAGUUGUAUGAGAGUGUGAGUAAGGCGUGGAAGAGUACGAAUUGGGAGCCGGUAGAGGGGUAUGGCAAGGAAUGGAGGGGUGUUCGGAAUGCGGAUGGAAAUGGAAGUGGGAGUGCGGACGGGAACGGGUUGAUUCAGGAAGAAAAGAAGGCGUCGGCCAAUCAGGGAGAGGGUGUUGCUUGAGUGAAGAUGCGCAUCACUAUUGGUGUUGGAUUGGAGGAUGUGUGUGGAAUUUCGUUGUGUUAACGUAAUCACGCUGGUGGUGUAGGAGACUUGGGAAGACCUGAUUGUUAUCUUUUUUUGGGCGGUAAACAUUGAGCAAGUUAUUUAUUAGUUCUUCCACAAUCUGUUCUAGCAUAGUUUCAUUGGUUGGAGACAUUAUUAUACCUAGCUCAAGAUUUUUUGCUUUUUGC
Messenger RNA from Sclerotinia trifoliorum, 2731 nucleotides. The record is from the annotation of a GenBank genome assembly. NCBI's taxonomy places the organism in Eukaryota, Fungi, Ascomycota, Leotiomycetes, Helotiales, Sclerotiniaceae.